AUGCUUUUAUCCUCCACAUCUUCAUUUCUGCCUUGCUAUUCCCCCGCUUACUCUCCUCCACCUUCAUCUAAUCCUCUUCAUUCUGCGUUGCUAUUCAUACGCUUACUCUCCUCCACGCUUCAAUCGUUCUUCAUUAAUCCUCUUCAUUUUCUGCUUGCUAUUCGCCCGCUCCUCUCCUCCACGCCAUUCUCUUCAUUCUGCCUUGCUGUUAUGCUCCACUUCAUCUCUUCAUUCUGCCUUGCUAUUCGCCCGCUUACUCCUCCACGCUAUCUAAUUCUCUUAUUCAUUCCCCUGCUCUCCUGCUUCCAUUCUGCCUUGCUAUUCACUUACUCUCCUCCACGCUUCUCCAUCCUCUUCAUUCUGCCCCCUUACUCUCCUCCACUAUCUAAUCCUCUUCAUUUACCUUGCAAUUCCUUAAUCCUCUCUUCAUUCUGCCUUGCUAUUCGCCCCGCUUACUCUCCCUCCACCAUAUCUAAUCCUCUUCAUUCUGCCUUGCUAUUCGCCCGCUUACUCUCCUCCCGCUAUCUAAUCCUCUUCAUUCUGCCUUGCUAUUCCUUCGGCUUACCUCCUCCACGCCAUCCUCUUCAUUCUGCCUUCAUUCUGCCCCUCCACCAUAUCUCCUCUUCAUUCUGCCUUUAUUCGCCCUUCCUCCUCCACGCUAUCUAUAUCCUUCAUUCUGCCUUUGCUAUUGCCCGCUUACUCUCCACGCUAUCUAAUCCUCUUCAUUCUGCCUUGCUAUUCGCCCGCCGCUUACCUCCUCCACUAUCAUCUAACCUCUUCAUCUGGCCUUUACGUCUGCCAUUCUCCUCCACGCUAUCUAAUCCUCUUCAUUCUGCCUUGCUGCUAUUCGCCCGCUUACUCUCCUCACACUCUAAUCCCUCUUCUAUUUCUGCCUUGCCUAUUCGCCUUACUCACCUUUAUCUAAUCCUCUUCAUUCUGCCUUGCUAUUCGCCCGCUUACUCUCCUCGCCAUCUAAUCCUCUUCAUUCUGCCUUACUAUUCGCCCUUCUCUCCCCUUUCCAUUCUGCCUUUUCUCCCGUUCCUCUUCCAUUUCACCUUGCCUUGCGCAUUCGCCCGCUUACCUCUCUCCACGCCAUCUAAUGCUCUUCAUUCUGGCCUUACUAUUCGCCCGCACUUCCUCCACGCUAUCUAA
This is a messenger RNA of Acanthosepion pharaonis, 1152 nucleotides long. The record is from the annotation of a GenBank genome assembly. Lineage: Eukaryota; Metazoa; Mollusca; Cephalopoda; Sepiida; Sepiidae.